AUGUCGGUCAAUCCCAUGGCCUACGAGGCGCAGUUCUUUGGCUUCACCCCCCAGACGUGCAUGCUGCGCAUCUACAUCGCGUUCCAGGACUACCUCUUCGAGACGAUGCUGGUCGUGGAGAGCGUCAUCCUGAAGAAGGUGGCCGGGUUUCCCAACUGCAAAAUCAGCCCCUUCCAGGUCCGGAAAAGCACGGAGAAAUUUCUUCUCUUCAUGAAGGAGCACUUUGACAAACUCUUCAGUAAAAUGGAAGAAGUGCUUCUGCAGCUGGUGUUAAACAUCCCUGCGAACGUGCUGCUUCCCGAGGACAAGGUCCACGAGCAGUUCUCCUACAGCAAAGAGCAGUUCCAGGCGCUUCAGGAUGAGAUCAGUCAGCUGCAGCAGCAGUACAGGGCUGAGGCGUCUGCUGGGCAGGCUCUGCGAGCAGAGCUGGAAGAGCAGAAGGUUGUUCGGGCUGAGCUCGAGAAGAUUGUGCAGUGGUUUGAUGGGCUUGAGAAUAUCUGUAGGGAGCACGGGACCAGCAACCUCAAAGAAAGCUUUGUGUUCUUGACAGAGAACUCUAAGAAACUGCAAGAUGUGCUGAAAGAUGUUGAAGAGAAAAGCAAAAAAAUAAAGAAGCAGGAUCAGUUAUUGUAA
Leptosomus discolor (cuckoo roller) is the source of this 633-nucleotide messenger RNA. RefSeq names its product MIS12 kinetochore complex component (gene MIS12). Gene Ontology annotation, biological process: kinetochore assembly; mitotic sister chromatid segregation; mitotic cell cycle. Gene Ontology annotation, cellular component: MIS12/MIND type complex; nucleus; chromosome, centromeric region. Lineage: Eukaryota; Metazoa; Chordata; Aves; Leptosomiformes; Leptosomidae. The record is from RefSeq and is a predicted model, not a curated record.